GUUUCAGAACUUUCGAGUUUCGACUGUGUUUUGUGUUUUGAAAUUUUUCAUACGAGGGUUUCACUAGUUUCUUGAUUCUUGUUUUAAUUUGCCUUAAUUAAAAUUAGAAUUAGAUAGAACAAUUGUUUUCAUUAUAUCUCUGAUUGACGCCAAACUUCUUUCGUUGAUUUGAAGUUUUUAACUAUGUCAAACGUAUUUCUCCCCAGGGUGAACCGACAAAACCGAAAUGAUGCAUUAGUUCAACAUAAAAGAAAGCCAUGCUUUCUGAUUCCAAAAGAAAAAGAGUUUCACCCUCAUUCCCCUUGUGAAGUUUGUUUUUCGUCCACUUCAAACUUACACCCAUGUGCUUAUGAAGAGCUUGGUGUAAGGAAUUUGCUUGCAGUUGCCCAGCCUAAUAGUAAGCUUUCAAUCCCAUGGCAUAACAUCCUGCAACAACAUUUUAAAUCACUCCAAGUACACUGGGGCCAACUUGAAAAACUUGGACAAAUUGAUGCUCCUAAGCUUUAUGUUGUUAUUCACCAAAACAAGUUUGAUGUCACAGUUUUAGCUUACACUCUUCUAGUAGGGCUUCAGGAAACUAACAUUGAGUUUCUGAACCAAAAUGAUUCCAAUUAUUCGGGGUUAUCAAAUCCUGUUGCUGAUAAAGAAAAUAAUGGAAAAGUUUCAAAAGUAUUGUUCAUUGAUGCUGAAAAUUCUGAUUUACUGUUGACAGCUGUUGGAAACUCAUUUUGUGGAAGUGAUCAAAUUGAUUUGUUACUGAUCCCAACUUCUGUUUGUUAUGAGCUGGCAAUCAAAGACGCUUCAAGUUCUUCCGAAUUACACAGUAAUUGGAAACCUAACGUCCGUAUCAAUUUUGGGCUCCCUCAUUCCUUUAAGGACUUUAUCAGCAAUAAUAAAAACGAAAACAACAUGAUCGACUUAAAACAACAUAUGCGGCAUGAAAUUUGGAGGAACACCCCAAUUAUGAGUGUUCAUGUCUUGUCAAUGAUACUGCAAUACCGAAUCAAAUCAAAAGAUUUCGAAUUGAAGGAUUGUGCUCAAUUAAUGGAUGAAUUUCAAAAAAAAUUCCGCCAACACCAUGAUCUGGCUUUCGUUGGCGACCUCGAUGCUAUCACACAAUAUAGUUUAGAGGUUUUUUCUAUGAAGGGAUUCGUUCCUUUUUCUUCAGUUGCUGUAGAAGUAAUGAAACUCGAAUCUCUUAUGAUGAAAAGUUUAUUUUCCGCGAUGGACGUGAUGGAAUUUGACUUGCAUUCUGAUACAUGCCGAGUCAGUCAGAACCGGUUACUGGAAAACUUCCGCAAAAUUGCAAGUCUUUUACGCCAUGAAAUUGAUUUCAUUAAUCCGCCAUGCCUGUCAGCUUCUGCUUCUGAAAAAAAAGCUCUAGAUUAUUUGAUUGACAAUCUAGUGCUGUCACAGCAAUCAGAUGAGCCCAAUUCCGGUGAACAGCUAAUGGCCAAGAGAAUAGCUUACAACCUGGAUGUUGAAUCUGAAGAUGAAGAAGAUUGGGCACGCAGGCCUACUAUCGAUACGUUAUUUUACGUCAACAUAGCCAAUGCCCUUUCCCACAAAUGGAUUACUACGGUAACUUCUACAGUUUUAGACGUAUACUAUGUUGCAGCUAAACAGCUUCUCGAACUUCGUAAAAUAGAUGUUGUGGAAGAAACUGUGUUUCUACAACGGAUUUCCGAAGAACUUAAGAGAAAAGGGCAUGAUUUUGAUGCUGCAGCACAGAAUGCUAUGAAGUUAUUCAAAGAAGAAGGCAUCAUCGAAAGUUACAGCCACUCAGAUGUAAAGAUCCUUUAUUUAAAGGACCCAUUCGAUGAAACCCGUAUUUUGCGCCUUAUCCAUGAAAUUGCACAAUUUUGUUAGACCAAAGACGGUUAGCAAGAAAAACUGAGAACUAUGAUCUCAGUUCACUGUGAUGUAUCAAUUAUUACUUUAAUAUGUUCUAUUAUUAUGGAAACGUGUGCGUUUUUUUUCAACUUCUGUUCAAGUAAAAAGAA
Daphnia pulicaria is the source of this 2003-nucleotide messenger RNA. RefSeq lists its product as uncharacterized. The coding region runs from base 184 to 1869 and encodes 561 amino acids. Gene Ontology annotation, cellular component: mitochondrial membrane. The transcript is spliced from 9 exons. The record is from RefSeq and is a predicted model, not a curated record. Lineage: Eukaryota; Metazoa; Arthropoda; Branchiopoda; Diplostraca; Daphniidae.